Nannochloropsis gaditana CCMP526 is the source of this 165-nucleotide messenger RNA. RefSeq lists its product as uncharacterized. The record is from RefSeq and is a predicted model, not a curated record. The annotation marks the transcript as partial. The transcript has a single exon.
UGCCUGUCUACGUGUUGACCAUAUAUUGCAUUCCUCUAAGUUGCUCCUGAAAGAAAUGCCGCUGCAUCCGCUGUGUCGAAGGGAAAAGAAGGCGUCCCACCCAUCCGUUUCCCCGCGCCACCGACAGGAUCUCGAACCAGACCUCGUCCUCCCCCCCGCCUUUCC